GUAGAAGUGCCAAUUGUUUGUACUAGAGACCGGGUGACGAAUAUUCUCUACGUGAGAUUUGCCACCGAUGGCUGUAAUCUGUAUGAGAUGUGCGUGGACAGGGGAAAGCAUGAUUUCGUAACAUCUGUAAUGAAGGACCAGUGAGUAUUCCAUCCCAUAUGAAGCUAUGUUGUUGACGCACCUAAGGAGUAAAGAAGAACCAACAUGCCUGCCUCAGAUAUCAGCAUGGGCUUUGAUAUAUUCGAAAUUACACUUCAGCCUCAUGUACCGGUUUACUUCAGUGGUCAGCAAGUUCAGGGUUAUGUAACAGCUAAAACAUCAUCCCAAGUAUCAUGUCGAGAAAUCACACUGAGUUUAAAGGGUAAAGGAAAAGUUGAGUGGACAGAGCGUCGUAACAAACGAACAUACACAUAUUCAAAUCUUGAAAGAUAUACAAAUCUAACAUCUGUCCUCUGGAAUGGAUCAGAUUCAAAUGAGAAGCUUGAACCUGGGAAUCAUGUAUUUCCAUUCUCAUUUGUUCUCCAGUUUCAACUUCCAACAUCAUUCGAAACAACUUAUGGAAGCGUCAAGUACUAUCUGAAAGCGUCUGCUGAUAUACCAGGGGGUUUAGAUACAAUUAAAAAGCUACACUUCAUGGUUCACAAUAUAUAUGACCUUAACUUGGAUCAUCGAUCGGCUCGUUCAUUGCAUUUUGAUGGAGAAAGAACUUCUAGUUUCUGCUGUUGCUGCAAAGUAGGCCCAAUUAAUUUUGAUUUGUCAAUUCCUCGAAUGGGAUACGUUCCAGGAGAAGUGAUGUACAUCAGUGGGGCCAUUUAUAACAACUCCUUUAGUGAAGUGAAAUACACAGAGGCAAAGCUUAUUCAGGUGGUGAUUCUUCACGCCACAUCUAAAGAUAAGCUUAUGAAAGUAACAGUGCAAAGAGUCUACCGUCCUAGCAUUAAACAAGGUCAACGAGAUGUUUGGCACCAAGUUCCGUUGCACAUACCUGCUGUUACUCCAAGUCUCUUAGAAUACUGCAAUAUUAUAAAUGUUAGUUAUAAACUAAAGAUUCUGGCAAAGAUAGGAUGCUGUAAAAAUGCAUAUGUUGAUAGUGAAAUUAUUAUUGGUUCAGUGGCCUUGCAACCGUCACAGCCUGGGAGAAGAAUUGAAAUGCAACAGCUUGCACAAAAUGUAGGGCCCUUGCCAGUGCCAUCAGCUCCAAUGAUUCAGAAUGAAGUCAUACAUGAUGAUCCACCUUCUUAUCCAGAGACAGGUGAGAAUAAGGAAUGCUAUUUCUUCUUUCCAGCUCAAGUUUUAAGUGAGUAUUGAUUACAAAAUAAGUGUUAAGUCUUCAUUUUGUGUUUUUUAUAAAGUAAUUCACUCUCUUGUGAAAUACAGUAUAAAUGCUUUCAUAUGCAUUGCUGAAAACAAAAGUAAAUAAUAAUUCUACAUUAUAUGCAACUCUGAUUAAUUUUUCAUGUAUACUUCAUGUGAUGCAUGCAAAAUAUUUGUACUGUUUGAAAAUCAUAAAACACUGAAGAAUAAUUUCUUCUAAUGUUGUUCACUUGAGGAACUGUAUCCUCUUUUGAUGAUACAGACCAUUUUCAUCUAUUGGAUGUACCUUCAACAGAUGCUGGUAUUUAUUACUCAGUUCAAGUUGUGUAUUGUGGUUGUUUUCUAUUUCAGGGAACUAGAACAGUGGUUUGGUUGAUUUUCUCUUGCUUUCAGCAACUUGUUCCUUUACAUGAAGUA
Messenger RNA from Macrobrachium nipponense, 1731 nucleotides. Its product is annotated as arrestin domain-containing protein 3-like. The transcript has 7 exons. Bases 205 to 1308 code for a protein of 367 amino acids. Gene Ontology annotation, biological process: protein transport. Gene Ontology annotation, cellular component: cytoplasm. The record is from RefSeq and is a predicted model, not a curated record. NCBI's taxonomy places the organism in Eukaryota, Metazoa, Arthropoda, Malacostraca, Decapoda, Palaemonidae.